AUGGCUUCUUCCUCAUCUUCUUCUGUGUCUCUAAUGGCUUCCCAAACCCUAAUCCUUCAAAAAUCGACCUUCCUUCACCCUCGCAGACCCUCAAUUGUCUCUCUUUCUAAACCCAAAUCCAUUUUCUCUUCGAAACCCGUUCACCUUUCUCUCAAAAACCCUAAGAAACCCUUAAUUAUCGCCUCAUCUUCUUCCUCAUCGUCGCCGACAAUAGCCCCCAAUCCACCGACGGAACCACUACUCACCGGGUCAACCAGAACAAUCACAACCCUCUUCGCAAUUGCCCUCACAGCCUCCAAAGUAUUCGCUCAGAAGAUCGCCACUUUCGCCCUAAAUUUAAACCUCCAACAAAACGUACUACCCCUUACCGGAACUUUGUUCUUCGCCACCAUGAGCGGCCGACCGGCGCGUCUGCAUACGCCGUUGACUGUUGUGGCGGCCGGAAUGGCGAAAUGGCUUGAUAUUUACAGCGGGGUGUUGUUGGUUAGGGUUUUGUUGAGUUGGUUUCCGAAUAUUCCAUGGGAUAGACAGCCAUUUGUUGGGUUUUCUGGGCGGAAUUCUCAAGAGCAGCAGGAUGGGGUUCUAAGAGACACAAGUUACAAAACAGGUGUGCAAAAUUACGAAAAUGGGUCUGUCAUCUAUUCAAUAGCAUCAUGAAGGUUGGUCUUUUGGUGUCAUAAAAUUUUGCUUGUUUUCUUAUAUUUGUAAGCAAUUAGUAAUAUUGGAGGUACUAUUAUAGCAUUAGCAACUUUUAUUAUUAUGAUCAAAUGAAUCUAUUAAACAAUCGGCUGCUUGUAUAAUGCAGUGUAGACAUUUUUUAAUUGAUGUGUAACAAGUGGAAAAUGGUUGCUAUUUAUAUACGGGUUACCAUUCAAUUUAUUUAUACAUGAUUGUUUCAUGUGUUUUUAUAUUCGAGUUUGGAAUUGGUUUUGUAGUGGUUUUAAUCUGUAUUUUGUGACGUGAAUUUGUAAAAUGUUUACAAGAUUUGUUUUAUUUGUUGC
Lactuca saligna is the source of this 1001-nucleotide messenger RNA. Lineage: Eukaryota; Viridiplantae; Streptophyta; Magnoliopsida; Asterales; Asteraceae. The record is from the annotation of a GenBank genome assembly.